CACGAGGGAAAAAUCGAGACAACGACGCUUUUUAUUAAAAAAAAAAAUAAAAAAAAAAUGGCGGGCAUGGAAAAUUCUGUGGAUGAAGUGAUUGUGUUAGAUUCUUCAUCUGAUUUUGAUUCAAGAACAGAACAUGAAGAAAAUUUAGAUUGUUUGAAUAAUAAUUUUGGUGCUGACAAAAGGAAAGUUAAUCUUGUUGAUGUAGAUAGUCCUAGAAAAUUAAGAAGGAGUAUAAGAAACUACCGACAAAGAAACAAAGACGAGUCUUCAGACUCAGAAGUUGAAGUAAUUCAAGUGCUCAGAAGGAAGAGACGCCUAUCUGAAAACAAAACAAAGAAGAGAAGAAAACAUGACAUAGAUGAAAACGACAGUGGGAAAGUUGUCAAGUUUAAAAGUUCUGUAAUAAGAGUAAAAGAAGUAUUAGAAAAUAAACAGAAUAUUAAUUUAAGAUAUAAUAAUAAAACAGAGUUGCAACUUAUUCACGAAGGUAUUAAACAGAAAAGAAACUUUUUUGAUGAAUCUAUGUGCCGCAAAAUUGAAAAAAAAAUUGACCAAAUUGCAGAGAAAGCGAAAUGUGGAUUGUAUCGGCAGAAAACGUAUGAUUCUGCACCUUUGCGUAACAAAUAUUUUUUUGGUGAAGGGUAUACUUAUGGUAAACAAAUGGAGCAAAAGGGACCUGGGCAAGAACGGUUGCAUCGGAAAGGUGAAGUUGAUGAAAUACCUAAGUGGAUACAAAAGCAUGUUAUACAGAAAUUAUAUAAAGAAAAAAUAGUUCCAGAGGGAUUUAUAAAUAGCGCUGUAAUAAAUGAAUAUUUUGCUGGUGGUUGUAUCGUGUCUCACAUCGAUCCAAUACAUAUAUUUGAUCGUCCGAUCAUUUCAAUCAGCUUUAAUAGUAAAUCCUUUCUGUCAUUUGGAUGCAAAUUCUCUUUUCAUCCUAUUCGUACAACAGAACCUAUUCUGGCACUUCCCUUGGAUCGAGGAUGUUUAACGCUGCUUAGUGGGUAUGCAGCUGAUUAUGUCACACACUGUAUAAGACCGCAAGAUGUUACUGAACGAAGAUGUGUGAUAAUAUUGAGAAGAGUGUUCGAUGAUGCACCACGUGUUGGCGAUGUAAUAUCACCCGAAAUGCCAUUGCGUAGUUUUCAACACCACAACGGCAGAUCAUCUUUCAGAGAAAACUCUCGCAGAGAGAAUAGAAAACGUACUUGGACGCAGGACCAUUAUGGGGGCAAAAAUGCAUCAGGUCGAAAGAGAACAAGGCAUAGUUACUAAAAUGCAGUAAAUAUGUUUUACAAUGUAACCGAAGUAAUGCCAAGAAGCAGUUAUCAAAACAACAUUCAGAGUUUAUUUAUGCUGUUCACAAGUUAUACUGAACAUUUUAAUUUUAAAGAGACAACAACAAGAAUAAGAAUGGUGUUUUUAACAUGACUUAGAAUUAUUUGCUUCAAGUUUUUGUUUAAAAGAUUCUUCAUCUGAAAACUGGUUUACUAAAGAAUGCUUAAACAUUACAUAGGAACUCUUGUGUGUGUGAGAGUUUUGUUUUUUUGCUAUUUUGAGGUCAUCUUUAUUUGAGGUUUGUUUGUCGUUUAAAACGGAAAUGUGCAGUCUGGUUGGUAUAUAUGGAUAUUUUGCAAAUAAAAUGAGUUUCUUGUGUUUCAAUACGUGGAAGUUGUACUGGCCUUGAUAAGUUGUUUUUGACUUGAUUACCUCGUUUGGUGACCACCAACUUCGUGCUUGACCCUCAAAGAGGUAAAAUCAUUACCAUUUUACUGAGAUGUAUUUUAUGAAAAGCAAAAUUCGGCGAUAUUGCUGGAAAAAUCUUAAAUGUGGCGCUUGACGAUAAACAAACUUAUAAAUAUGGAUGGCCUAAAAUUCUGUUUACAUUUCAGAUAUAUAGAUAUGUAUAUGUCGUUUUAUCAUCAACUUUUAAGAUUAUAUUUUUAUUGCUCUCUUCGUUUGAGCAAUUGGUUCAACUUUU
Hydractinia symbiolongicarpus is the source of this 1978-nucleotide messenger RNA. Its product is annotated as RNA demethylase ALKBH5-like. The record is from RefSeq and is a predicted model, not a curated record. Bases 58 to 1272 code for a protein of 404 amino acids. Gene Ontology annotation, molecular function: oxidative RNA demethylase activity. The transcript has 3 exons. Gene Ontology annotation, biological process: mRNA export from nucleus; mRNA processing. NCBI's taxonomy places the organism in Eukaryota, Metazoa, Cnidaria, Hydrozoa, Anthoathecata, Hydractiniidae. Gene Ontology annotation, cellular component: nucleus.